AAACUGACGCAAGCUAAGCGCUCUCUUGGCUUGUCUCUCUCUCUCUUUUUCCAUCUGACCCCUCCCCUUCCUAUAUGCUUCGCUGUGGGCGCUUGUAGCGUCUUACUCAGAGUGUAUGUAUGUCUCUUUGAGUGCAGGCGUGUGUGUGUGGAGCUGCCUUCGUUGCUGAGUCUUCUUCUUCGUGGUUUGCUUCGCCGCCGCCGCCGUCGUCGUCGUGGUUGUUGUUGUUUUAUGCAAGGUCGUUUGCGUACAAAAUUCAACAUUAUUUGAAGGUCGUCCUUUGCUUGUUCUGCGUUCUGCGCGUCGCUUCUUAUUCGCUAUCACUCGCCCGCUCUCUCUCCCUCUCUCCUUCUGGCUGGGUUUGAUUAUCCCUCUCUUUCGUGUUCUCAGUUUUUCUUGGUGCAGUGCGUGGGUUGUUGUCCCCGCUAAACGCAAUAAACUCUACUUCGGGGUCGAUUGGGUUCAGCUUUACAAUGUAACGCAUCUUUUGCGGUACCUGGUAAUUUAUAAAAACAAGUCUGAAAGUAAUGCAAAUUUUUAUUUUUUAGCAGUAAAUCAUAAUACUCUGUACAUAUUCAUGCAGUAGAUAUGUACAUAAUUGAUUGUCGGCCAGUUUCGACCGAUCCUUGGACAUCCUUGGAAAUUCCAUAUAUGUACAUAUGAGCAAAUAUCAUUUCGGAGGAUACAGACAGAAAAUAAGUCGUAGAAAAGUCUUCAAAUGUUUUGCACUUAAUUUCCGAUCAUCUCAUCUGCCCAAUCUCACAACUCAUGUGUCCACUAAAAGACCACAGCAGAGUGGCCCUGGGUUAUUGUACCCUAAAUUUAUGAUAAUUCCAUCCAUCCCAUCGGCUUUGCGGCUCUUUCGCUUGGCCGAUUGCUUCAUCGCUCGUUUGUUCCAUCGCCGCGGGUCGAUGACAUUUUUCGUUGCUGGCCCAUAGCCUAUAAGUCGUACGUAUGUAUGUAUGUACAUUCAUUUGUAUGGAUGUAUGUAAGUAUGUAUGUAUGUAUGUAUGUAUGUUCAUAGUACGUAUGUAUGUAUCGAGCUAUUGUUUGUGUCCAAAGCGGAAUGGGGAGACCAGAAGGGAGGGGGAGUGGGUACGGAUUGGUCAGCGCAGCGCUGAUAAGGAGUGAAUGAGCGAAAUUACGCUAACCGCCUCGAACGGUUCUUUGAAGCCGAACCCAAUUAGCAUAAGUGCCGGUGGAAGGUCGGGCAAGGUCGCCAGGGUGGGUGGCUGCAGGGUGGCAUUGACCUCGUUGCCGACCGUAUGCCCUCCGCAUUCCCGUGAAAGGCCUUUGUUCGCGUUGCUAGGCAAUCGAGAGAACCCAUUUAAAUAGAAUUGUGGGAGAAGCCCAGCCGGAAAAAGUUUCCAGAGUCGGUGGCAAACUGGUUGUUUUACAACACAAUGGAACUGCAUCAGCGACACCUCUCCAACUUUUACAAACUGCACAACUGAGAGCCCAGAGCCGUUGAUUAGUGAGCCAUUCUCAGGAGAAACGAGAUCCCCGAGGAGGAGCAAGCAACAUGCCCAACAUGUCCAGCAUAAAAGCCGAGCAGCAGAGUGCUCCGCUCGGAGGACCCGGCGGCUACCAACUGCCGGUCAACAUGUGCACCACCGCCGUGGCAACCACGACGCCCCUGGCCGGAGGAGCCAGCGGACCCCGGCACAACGUGUCCGUGACGAACAUCAAGUGCGAGCUGGACGAGCUGCCCACGCCGAACGGGAACCUGGUGCCGGUCAUCGCCAACUACGGCCACGCCAGCCUGCGCAUUCCGCUGGGAGGGCAGCCGGCGGGCGGCCACGAGGAGGAGUCCGACUCGGAGGCGGAGCUGGCGAACAUCGAGAGCCUGAAGGUGCGUCGCAGGACGGCGGCGGACAAGAACGGGCCGCGGCCGAUGUCCUGGGAGGGCGAGCUGAGCGACACCGAGGCCAACGGGGCCGGGGAGCUGAUGGAAAUGGAGCCGGCGAUCAAGAGCGAGGUGGUCGCCGCCGGCACGCCCCUGCAGCCCGCCUGCGCCCUGCAGCCGAUCAAGACGGAGCUGGAGAACAUCGCCGGGGAGCUGCAGCAGCAGGGCAAGUCCUACCCCAUGUCCACCUCCCAGUCGCACUCGGCGGCGGCGCUCAAGACGAAGCUGGCGCCGACGCAGAGCGACCCGAUCAACCUCAAGUUCGAGCCGCCGCUGGGCGACAACUCGCCGUUGCUGGCCGCCCGCAGCAAGUCGAGCAGCGGGGGCCACCUGCCGCUCCCCGCGAACCCCAGCCCCGACUCCGCCAUACAUUCCGUGUACACACACAGCUCGCCCUCGCAGUCGCCGCUCACCUCGCGCCACGCCCCCUACACGCCCUCGCUGAGCCGCAACAACAGCGACGCCUCGCACAGCAGCUGCUACAGCUACAGCUCCGAGUUCAGCCCCACCCACUCGCCGAUCCAGGCGCGGCACGCCCCGCCCGCAGGCAGCCUGUACGGCAACGGGGGCGUGCACCACCACGGCGUGCUCUACCGGCCGCUCAAGGUCGAGGCCUCGUCCACAGGCCCACCGGGCGGGGGGCAGGGGGGGCAGGAGGCGCAGAACCUCAGCAUGGACGCGGCAUCCAGCGGAGCCGUGGACGCCGUGGGAUCGGGCUCCUCGCUGCCGGCCUCCCCGGCGGGCAUCUCGCGCCAGCAGCUGAUCAACUCGCCGUGCCCCAUCUGCGGGGACAAGAUCAGCGGCUUCCACUACGGCAUCUUCUCGUGCGAGUCCUGCAAGGGCUUCUUCAAGCGCACCGUGCAGAACCGCAAGAACUACGUGUGCGUGCGCGGCGGCCCCUGCCAGGUGAGCAUCUCCACGCGCAAGAAGUGCCCGGCCUGCCGCUUCGAGAAGUGCCUCCAGAAGGGCAUGAAGCUCGAGGCGAUCCGGGAGGACCGGACGCGCGGCGGCCGCUCCACGUACCAGUGCUCCUACACGCUGCCCACCUCGAUGCUCAGUCCGCUCCUCAGUCCGGACCAAGCGGCAGCGGUGGCCAGUCAGCAGCAGCAGCAACAGCAGCAGCAGCAGCGGCUGCAUCAGUUGAACGGCUUCGGGGGCGUGGCCAUUCCCUGCUCGACUUCCCUGCCAGCGAGCCCCAGCCUGGGGGCAGCUUCCAUCAAAUCGGAGGAGGCGGCGGAGACGGGCAAGCACGUCCUGCGAACCGGAAGCGUACCGCCCCUGUUGCAGGAAAUCAUGGAUGUCGAGCACCUUUGGCAGUACACCGACGCCGAGCUGGCCCGGAUCAACCAGCCCCUGUCCGCGUUCGCCUCGGGCAGCUCCUCGUCGUCCACCUCGUCCGCAGGAUCUUCCGGCAGCAACGCGCAGCCGCAACCGCAGCUGACCAAUCCGCUGCUGGCCAGCGCAGGUCUCUCGUCCAACGGCGAGAACGCCAACCCCGAUCUAAUCGCCCACCUGUGCAACGUGGCCGACCACCGCCUCUACAAGAUCGUCAAAUGGUGCAAGAGCCUUCCGCUCUUCAAGAACAUCUCGAUCGAUGACCAGAUCUGCUUGCUCAUAAACUCGUGGUGCGAACUGUUGCUCUUCUCCUGCUGUUUCAGGUCGAUCGACACCCCCGGCGAGAUCAAAAUGUCGCAGGGCCGAAAAAUAACCCUUUCACAAGCAAAAACUAAUGGCCUGCAGACCUGCAUUGAACGGAUGCUCAAUCUGACGGAUCACCUGCGGCGGUUACGCGUUGAUCGCUACGAAUACGUCGCCAUGAAGGUGAUUGUGCUGCUGCAGUCAGAUACGACGGAACUGCAGGAGGCGGUGAAGGUGAGGGAGUGCCAGGAAAAGGCGCUGCAGAGCUUGCAGGCCUACACCCUGGCCCAUUAUCCCGACACUCCGUCGAAGUUUGGAGAGCUCCUGCUGCGCAUUCCCGACCUGCAGCGAACGUGCCAGCUGGGCAAAGAGAUGCUGACGAUCAAAACUCGCGAUGGGGCCGACUUCAAUCUACUAAUGGAGCUCUUGCGCGGAGAACAUUGACAAUUGAUUACAGAGAGGAAGAGCUGCUGCCGCUGGCAACAGAAUUUUUACAUAUUUAGUAUUAGAUACGUAUCUUCUAGGGAUAAGUUCUCUACUUAUAAGCUCUGAAAACAUGUGCCUAAAAACCAAAGCCACGAUAGCAGCCACAUCAAGCCCACUGGUCGAAUUUGAAUCUAAGCGCAAGAUUGCCAAAUUUUUACACCAAUAUAUAUUUUGAUAUAAGCCAUGUGCAGGGCCCUGGAUUGCUGUUGUUGUCGGCUAGAGUUUCAGUAAGAAAAGUAUAUAUUGAUUUUGCUAUAUAUACAUAUUUGACUUAUGUAUAGUGUAAACUAAAGCACACAUGGAAAAUGAAAAGACUAAACAAAUUUAUUUAAAA
Messenger RNA from Drosophila ficusphila, 4364 nucleotides. RefSeq names its product nuclear hormone receptor FTZ-F1 beta (gene Hr39). Gene Ontology annotation, molecular function: nuclear receptor activity; zinc ion binding; RNA polymerase II cis-regulatory region sequence-specific DNA binding. Gene Ontology annotation, cellular component: RNA polymerase II transcription regulator complex. Gene Ontology annotation, biological process: hormone-mediated signaling pathway; regulation of transcription by RNA polymerase II; tissue development. NCBI's taxonomy places the organism in Eukaryota, Metazoa, Arthropoda, Insecta, Diptera, Drosophilidae. The record is from RefSeq and is a predicted model, not a curated record.